AUGCCUGUGGUUUUUGCUGUGAUUCUUAUCUAUGAUUUUAGAACAAUGAUAGACAAGUUUUCUGUUCUACUGGUCAGAGACCAGAAGAGCUUUUACACGAAAAAGUGCCUGAAAAUUCCCUUGGAUACUGAUGAGGAUAUUAAAAAUCUUCUUGAACAAGGCAGUGAUGGCACAUAUUUUGAUGAAUCACAAGAGGAUGUAGCAAAAGAGGUAGAUGAGGCCCACAAUACACAAAAGCCCAUUUCCUUGAACAUGUUGAAAGGGAAAUCCAAAAUUAAUUCUGAUUCUCUUGAUUCAGCUUCAGAUCCAGUCAUUCCAAUAAAUGAAGAGGAUGUAAACACUACCAAGAACCAAGAAAAUGGACGUUGUGAAUUUAAACAAGGAGUGGGUGAAACUGUGGAGCUUGAAAGGGAUAGAAAUCCUGAGAAAAAAGGAGAGGGCCAACAGAGGAGUGAUUUAAGUUCUUCACCUAAUGGAACAUCAGAUGGGAAACAUGAGGAGUUUAAGCCCCCUAUACCUGUGCCUCCUGAGAAACAUGAUGAAAAGGCAGAAUUUUCAAAAUCAGAAGCUGUUUUGGACAGAAGCUCCUUAGGUUCUUCCCCUAAUGGAACUUCAGAAGGGAAACAUGAAGAGUUUAAACCCCCUUUUCCUGUGCCUCCUAAGAAACAUGAUGAAAAGUUAGAAUUUCCAAAAUCAGAAGCUGUUUUGAACAGGAGCUCCUUAGGUUCUUCACCUAAUAGAACUUUAGAAGGGAAACAUGAGGAGUUUAAGCCACCUUUACCUGUGCCUCCUGAGAAAUAUGAUGAAAAGACAUAUAUACAGUAUUUACCUCUAGCUUCAGAUGUUAACAGGUCCACAUUAAACAAGAAACGCAGCAAGGUAGACACAUGGAGAUGGCUUUUCAGAUAUAUUUUGGCAUUGUUGUUCAUACUGUGUUUCAGCCUGGGAUUUAUCUUCUGCGUUUAUCUUUUUGUCAGUGAAGUACAG
Messenger RNA from Saccostrea echinata, 987 nucleotides. RefSeq lists its product as uncharacterized. The record is from RefSeq and is a predicted model, not a curated record. The transcript has 9 exons. The annotation marks the transcript as partial. Lineage: Eukaryota; Metazoa; Mollusca; Bivalvia; Ostreida; Ostreidae.